AUACCAAACGAACAACAACAACAUUUCAACAACAACAUUUCGUUUGUAAAAUCGAAGAGAUAGGCUAGCGCUAGCAGGCUAGUGACGAAUGUUAUCAUUUUUUUCUCUCUAAAUGCCGAGUUGCCGAGUCUCAACAUACGUUGAAUGAUGGACACCGGGGACCUAGAUGAAGUAACAGGAGAAUUAGAGCAACCCCAUCACCCACCUGAUCAAGGAGAUGGGGGAAGUAGAACCAUACUCAUCAAAAUAGAACCCUUGGAUGAAGAACAAUCCACGGACCAGUGGUUGAACCUAGCCAACAAUCAAAAUCCAGAAACAAGAUUGAAUCCAGCAGGUGUGAAAAGGGAGCCUGAUGAAAGCUUUGAAGAUGAGAAGCAGAGGGUAAAAAAUAUUAAGGAGGAGGAGAAGGAGGAUGAAAGGGAUGGCUCAUUGUCUUCAGAGGAGGAAAGAACCAAAAGCUCAUCAGAGGAUGAGGGGGAGGAGAAUGAGAAGGGGCAGGAAGAUUCCGGGGAUGGCUGGAUAGAAGAAGAUGAACCCCAAGAUGAGAUGGAGGAUGCAGAGAAACACAGUGCAGAUGAAAAAUCCGAUUUGGAAGCAAGUGAAAAGGAUUCCAGUCAAUCUCUCAACCAGGAGGUAUGCUGUCAAGUGAAGAGCAAUAAAGACAUGGUCAGCUGCAGGAAUGCAUCAACUCAAUUUACUUGCCAUGGAAAACUUGGUGAAAAUAAUCCUGACAGACCUAACAAGUUUGAUAGGCAAUCUGAAGGUACAAGGAGCAUUUCUGCCAAAGAGAACAGUAAAAACAAACGAUUUGUGUGUUUUAUGUGUGACCAGAGAUUUUUGAGGAAGAACGGGUUAAAGAUUCAUAUGAGAGCUCAUACAGGAGUAAAACCAUAUCAGUGCUCUUCAUGCGACUCCAGAUUUACUCAAAAGUAUCGUCUGAACGUACACAUGAAGGUCCACACAGGUGAAACACCACUCUUUAAGUGUUCAGAUUGUGGCAAAACAUUUUACGAAAGGAGUACUCUCAAGAAGCAUAUGAAAAUUCACAAUGGAGCAAAGCUUUACACGUGUCAAGACUGUAAUAAGAGCUUUAUGUAUAAGAAUGAACUUAGCCGGCAUGCCAGAUGCCACACAGGAGAAAAACCUUUUGAUUGUCCAAGCUGUGACAAGAAAUUUUCCUGUGGGGGUGCCCUUGCACGCCAUGACAGAACACACACGGGUGAAAAGCCAUAUCAAUGUUUGGAAUGCACUAUGGGAUUUAGACAAAUAAGUCAUCUAGCAGGACAUAUGAAAACCCACACUGGAGAGAAGCCGUUUGAGUGCCUUGAGUGCAGUAAGAGAUUUCCCGGCAAGAGUGAGCUCUCACGGCAUGCCAAAACCCACAGUAGAGAAAAGCAGUGCUAUAAGUGUCCUGAUUGUGAUGACAUGUUCUCCGACAAGAGGCGUCUCAAGAAGCAUGUUGGAAUCCACACUGCAGAGAAAUAUUAUGAAUAUCCUGACUGUCCUAAUAAUUUGUCUAUCAAGAGUAGUGUCGCAUUGUACAGCAGACAGCAUGCAGGAGAACUGCAUUAUCAAUGUGCACAGUGUGACAAGCAUUUUCCUUGCAAGAGUAAGCUUUCACGUCAUGCCAGGUCUCACUCGGGAGAUAAGCCUUAUCAAUGUGUAGAGUGUAACAUGGAAUUCAGACAAAAGUCUCAUCUUGCGGGACAUAUGAAAACCCAUACGGGGGAGAAGCCCUACGAGUGUCCCACCUGCCACAAGCGAUUCACCACCAGGAGCCUGCGCUCGCGACAUACCAGAAUUCACUCGGGAGAAAGACCCUACCAAUGCACCAUAUGCAACAAGAGUUUCUCUUACAAGAGAACCCUUACAGAACAUAUGAAUAGCCACACAGGAGCAGAGCCGUACCAUUGUCUUAUUUGUGAUAAGAGAUUCAGAUAUAGCAGUGGUCUUUCAGAACAUAAGAAAUCACACAAGGGAGAAAAACUUGAACUAUAAAGAUCAGUUGACUAUAGACGGCAUAAGCAUUGAGGAUGGAGAUUCCGAGGAAGACUUUGACGUAGACAUGUACAACUCUAGUGAGGGGUUGACAGAACAGGAGGACCUUGCAGGACCUAGGGAUACCCACAUAGGAGAAAAGUCCACUACUGCAGGGAAGCCAUAUCAAUGUGCAAACUGUGGAAAGACAUUCCGCCGUAAGGGGAAUCUCUCAAAUCAUUUGGUCAGCCACAAUGAGGACAAACCUUUUCGUUGUGCUCAGUGGGACAAGAGAUUUUCGGAGCAUG
Strongylocentrotus purpuratus (purple sea urchin) is the source of this 2285-nucleotide messenger RNA. Its product is annotated as gastrula zinc finger protein XlCGF57.1-like. Gene Ontology annotation, biological process: regulation of transcription by RNA polymerase II. NCBI's taxonomy places the organism in Eukaryota, Metazoa, Echinodermata, Echinoidea, Camarodonta, Strongylocentrotidae. Bases 145 to 1998 code for a protein of 617 amino acids. The transcript has 5 exons. Gene Ontology annotation, cellular component: nucleus. The record is from RefSeq and is a predicted model, not a curated record. Gene Ontology annotation, molecular function: RNA polymerase II cis-regulatory region sequence-specific DNA binding; DNA-binding transcription factor activity, RNA polymerase II-specific.